AUGCAGGAUACCCACAGGGGCUCUGCAGGAAUAUAUGCUCCUCCUCCCCCUGUUUCUGCUCCUACUUCUGUUACGGAGGCGGUGGUGGCGCAGCUACCACCACUCGCACAACCACCACCGCCACGCUCACCCACCACAUCGUCUCCAGCGAAACGCUCUGUCACUGCCAGUAGCGUUGCAGUGAUACGGAGCCCAAUGGCGAUGAACACACUUCAGACGUGCGGUUCUGCCGUGGGUUCUUCUCCAGUUGGAGCCGUUACUGCUGCGAACGGGGCAAUGGAGGACGCGUCGCCACUGUCCACCACCACCGCCGCCGCCGAAUACGCGGAGAUUGAGCAGAAACAGAUUGAAUUGCGUAGCGUCGUAGAGCACCGCAUCUUAACACUUGAAUGUUCACUCCAACGCCGCGAAGAAGAACUCGAGGUGCUGCGUGCGCAACUGCGCAAGACCGAAGAGGACUACCAAUUUAACUACGAUCUCAUAAAGGAUCGUGACGCGGCGUUGGAGGAAGCAGCGACACAGCUCCAAUCCCUCUAUGACGAGCUGAAGCGCCUCAAGUCUGAGGAGGCGGCAACGACGAAGCGGCUGGAGGGCUUAGAACAGGAGACGCAUCAGCUGCGGCAGCGGCUGCGCGAGACGGAGGUGCGACGCGAAGAGGCCGUACAGAAGGUACAGCAGGCAUACCAGCUCAAGGAGAGACAGCUGAAGGACGCGAUCACCCACAAGGACACGGCGUUGGAGGCCGAGAAGCAGCGGCUCCACGAGGAAUACCUGCGGCGAUUUAAGACACUUGAUGAUGCCCGGGUGGAGGUGACGCAGAAGAGUGAGGCGUUGGCGGUAGAGCUAGAAGACAAAUGGAAACAGCAGUUACAACGGAUGGAGGAGAAGCUUAGCGCCUCCCUUGAGACGAUUGAUGCGGUGCAGCGUGAGAAGAUGGCGUGCGAGGGGCGCUGUGUGGAGGUGACGCAGGCUCUCUCUCUUCUGAAACAUGAGCACGAGACGCUCCAACAGCGGUAUGAUGCCGCGGUGGCAGAGUUAGCGGAAAAACAGUGCAAGUUCGAGGCGAAACUGAAUGAGUGCAGCGCUAUAAUGGGGCAAGGUAUUGCCACCGCGGAGGACAGCAUCCGCCAGCAUACACAGCGGGCAAAUAAGCUAGAGAUAGAGUGCGGCCAACUGCAGUCGCAAGUGACAGAUCUACAGGAGCGCCUUCAGGCGGCGCGUCUGCAGCGCGAUGAGGACGCCAAGCGCUUCUUGGAGGAGAGCCGCGAGACACAGGAGCGGUACCGCCAGGCGGCAUCUCAGGUGGAAGAACAGCGCCGGACAUGGAUAGAGACAGAGCUUCAGCUGUCUCAGCGCGUGCAGAAGGUGCAGAGCGAGCUGGAGGCGGCGCAACAAGAUAACAGCGCGCUUCUGAGUCGCGUGAGCGAGUGGCAGAAGCUACACGAGAGCUCUGAGCGUAGGCGGGUGCAGUGUGAACAGGAGCUGGAGCGCGGCCGGCGGGAACUGCAGCGCUGCAGCGAGGAAGAGCAGCGCACCGCUGCCCACGCGCAGGAACUGCAGCGUGUUGCCGAUGAGAAACUGCACGCUGCCGGCCGCGACGCGGAGGACGCACGCGAGGAGGCGGAGCGGGUGCGGCGGCAACAGCGCGACGCCCAGGAGCGGUCACAGGCGGAAAUGGCUCGGCUCACACGCGAGCUUCAUGCCAGCGAGGCGGCGCGCCGUGCUCUGGAGGAGCACUACCACCUUGCGGAGGACGUCAACGGGCAGCGUGGGCUCAUCGACGCCCUGCGACGUGACAAGGAGGCACUCGAGAAGAAGGCGCUGGAGCUCGAACGCACUAACGCGGCGAUACGCGAGCAGGUGGCCUCCUUUACGAUGGAGCUGCAGAACGACCCGGUGGUGAAGUCUGCGAAGGAGACACAGCGGCGCGUGCAGGAGCUGCAGGAGGAUUUGCUGCGGGCCCGCGAUGACAACCAACGCUUACAAGACGCGCUUCGCGAGAAGGAGGAAGAGACAUCACGCUACCAGCUGGAGAUUUUGCGCGCGCGCUCAACGGAGACUGCGGCGCUGCACCAGCGUGACCGCGAAGACCAACGGCUGCGGCAGGAAUACCAGAACGCGAAGGAGGCGUACGAACGCAUGCGCCAAUCCCUCAAGGAGCAGCAAUAUCAACAACAACAGAGGCGACGGGCGCCGUCUGGUAAACCGGAGGAGGGUGACGAGGGUAGCGACAGCGACAAGGGUGAGGCGAAGAGCCACCGACGCGGUGGUAAGCGGCCGGGCGAUGGCCCGGAGAAGGACAUGGUGCUUUUACGCGAAGCGGAGCUCUGGCGACGGAAGUAUCUGCAGCUGGAACAGAGCGUCCGGGAUCUCCUUCGUGAACGUGACAGCCUCACGAAAGAGCUGCACCUCACACGCCAAGAUGUCGACGCGCUGACAAGCGAAAAACAGUCUCUUGUCGACUUGAACUCCUUGCUGAAGGCGCAGUUGCGAGAGGCGUACCGGACGGCGCUGGAAUACCCGCAACAGCAGCACCAACAACAACAACAACAACAGCAACAGAACCAGCAGCAACUUCAACCAGCAGUCUUUCCACAGCAUUUAGAUCUGGCGACGGUGUCUAGUAGAGCAACAGUAGCAGCAGCGGCAGGGGAGUCAUCACAAUCGGCGCCACAGCUGGCUGUGGAUGCUGUCCUUAGCAGUGGCUCAGCAGCAGCAGCAAAAAGAGCAGCAGGUGGAGGAGCAACCCAAAAGCUGUCGGCCGACGCUGAGCGCCUUGCCGUCCUUGAAGAGGAGCUGGCCGCGAUGAAGGCACAUAUGGUGGCGCAACGACCGGGUGCCGUGCGUCCCAUGCGUCAUGGCAUUCCUUCUACCGCUGUUAGUACCACUACUGCGACUGCUGCUGUGGGUGCUGGGCGAGGGAGCACACGAAAGUCACUGAAGGAAAGGCCACAGCAACAGGAGCAACAGCAACAGCAGGCUUCCACCUGUGCGUCUAUGAGUCGAUCUCUCAGUCGGAGUGGGGUGCCGUUGGUGCAACGAGGUUCCACCGCGGUUCGCCACUACGGCUAUUUGUAA
Trypanosoma grayi is the source of this 3078-nucleotide messenger RNA. RefSeq names its product 200 kDa antigen p200. NCBI's taxonomy places the organism in Eukaryota, Euglenozoa, Kinetoplastea, Trypanosomatida, Trypanosomatidae. The coding region runs from base 1 to 3078 and encodes 1025 amino acids. The transcript has a single exon. The record is from RefSeq and is a predicted model, not a curated record.